GAGCCGUGUUGUGUAAUAUGACACGCGAGGCUGCCAGAACCGCGAACCCCGCUAGUGCCUGGCUCGCCACGCUCACUAACGGUACAGCUCAACUCUGCACCACAUUUUCUGCAAAAAUCCGCCCAACUCAGCCUCCGACUGACCAGUUUUCCAUGCGGCGAGAAGGUUUAGAUCCAAGCCGGGUCUCAGGAUGUGGAGGAAUUCGUACCUGGUUUGCGUUGCAACGCUUCUAGCGACGUUUGGGAGCCUGGUGGAGUCACAAGGUUGUACAGAUUCUCAGUUCACCUGUGCCAACGGGCGCUGUAUCAACUCAGACUGGAGAUGUGACGGAACAGAUGACUGCUUCGACAACUCAGACGAACAGUCAUGUACAUUCCCACCCUGCGAUGCAAAUGAGUUCCAGUGCACAAACGGACAGUGCAUCUCCCAGAGCUGGGUGUGUGACGGGGAGAGUGACUGUCCAGACAACGCAGAUGAAAAUCAGAGCUGCCCCCCAAGAACGUGUGCGUCUGACCAGUUCACCUGUACCAAUGGCAGGUGCAUACCUCAGAACUACAGGUGUGAUCGGGUAAACGACUGUACAGAUGGCAGCGACGAGGGCAGCCAGUGUUCGUACCCAACGUGUUCAUCCUCCCAGCUACGGUGUAACAACAGUGCGUGUUACAACUCCAACCAGCGCUGUGACGGCAACAUGGACUGUCGAGAUGGCUCAGACGAGUUCAACUGUACGACCAUCCGGUGCCAGUCUGGCCAGUUCACCUGUAUGAAUGGUCAGUGUGUUGCCGGCAGUUACGAGUGUGACCACGAUAACGACUGUGGGGACGGGUCAGAUGAACACGAUGGUUGUGUUUUCCCCACAUGUAGCGGAGACCAGUUCACCUGUCAGAACGGGCGGUGUGUACCACAGGAGUACAUCUGUGACCUGGACAAUGACUGUGGUGAUGCUAGCGAUGAGAUGGGCUGCUUGCCGACACCCCCCACCUGCCAGCCUGACCAGUGGGCGUGUCCCAACACCACCACGUGUAUCCAGAUAUCACAGCUGUGUGAUGGUCAGUCUCACUGUCCAAACAACAUGGACGAAACCAGGCCUGGAUUUGCUUGCAGUUCCUCGAACUGCGGAACGUUGGCGUGUGAACACCGAUGUCGUGCCUCGCCUGACGGAGGGAUCUGUUACUGCUCCCCUGGGUAUCAGGUCUCCAAUGACAACAGGACUUGUCAAGAUUUUGAUGAGUGUUCUGUGUGGGGUACGUGUGACCAGACCUGCACCAACGUGCCCAGCACCUACCGAUGCUCGUGUGCCGAGGGAUACGUCCGGGAGUCAGGACGCCACUGUCGGGCUUCAACACAGAGUGCUCAACCUCGGAUUAUCUUUUCCAAUGGAAGAAGCAUCGUGUCGACUGAUCUCCAUGGCAACAACCAGCGGGUCAUCAUGUCCCCAUCCUCCUCCAGUACGUCCAAUGUGCUGGGGAUAGACUAUCACUACAACGAGAACCUGCUCUUCUGGUCCGACUCCAUCAACAACAAGAUCUUCCGUUCCAACAUGGAUGGUUCUAACCAGCGGGAGAUCAUCAACAUCGGGCUGGAGACUCCCGAGGGCCUGGCGGUGGACUGGAUUGGACGGAAGCUGUACCUCGUGGAGAGUGCCGCCAACAGGAUCGAGAUCUGUAACCUGGACGGGACGAUGAGAGCGACGCUGGUGGCGGAGGACAUCGACCAACCACGGGGAAUCGCACUGGACCCCUCAGUGGGCUACAUGUUCUGGAGUGACUGGGGCAGCACACCAAAGAUCGAGAGAGCGUACAUGGACGGCAGCAACCGGUUCAAUCUGGUGGACACCAGAAUCAGCUGGGCGGCUGGCGUGACGCUGGACUAUGUGAACAAAAGGGUGUACUGGGCUGACGGACGACUGGACGUUCUGGAGACUGUCAAAUACGAUGGCACAGACAGAAGAACAAUUGUAUCUGGAAGCCAGGGCCUCCAUGUGAUCCCCCAUCCUUACGACGUGACGUUGUUCGAGAACUACGUGUACUUCUCUGAUUGGACGAGGAUGGGCGUUGUGCGCAUCAACAAGUUUGACGGAACCGGAUCUGACGAGACCAUCGUCCACGAAACUAGUGUCAGGCCGUAUGGUGUUGUUUCUGUUCAUCCCGUCAGACAGAUGCAAGUAACCAGUCCAUGUGGGAACAACAAUGGCGGCUGUUCGCAGAUCUGCGUCCUGAGCCAUCGGUCAGACAACGACGGCCUGGGGUAUCGCUGUAUGUGUCAGACAGGCUACGAGCUGGCAGCUGACAACAGAAACUGUACUAGACUGGACAAGUUCCUGCUGUUCUCCUCGCGGUACACGGUGCGAGGAAUCCCGCUGGACCCGAUGCAGAGCGUGGACGCCAUGAUGCCGGUCCUCGGGCUGCGCUCCUUCUACAUCGGCAUGGACUUCGACGCGGCGGAGAGGAAAAUCUAUUUCUCGGACACCGUCCAGGACCAGAUCUACCGCAUCAACACUGACGGAACAGGUAAAGAGACAGUGGUCGGAUCACGAGCCAUGGGUCCUGAGGGACUGGCUCUGGACUGGAAGGCCAAACACCUGUACUUUACAGACAGUGUCUUCGAUACAAUCAAUGUGGUGCACUUGGAACGAGGCUGGAGAAAAGCCAUUGCAAGUGUGAACGUUGGGAACCCACGGGCAAUUGUUAUCGCACCACAUAGUGGAUACAUCUUUUGGACAGACUGGUCCCGUCCGGCCAGGAUUGAGCGAGCAUUGACAGACGGCUCAGAACGAACCGUUAUCGUGAACACCACCCUGGGCUGGCCCAACGGACUGAGCAUCGACUACCCCCAGCUCAAACUGUACUGGUGCGACGCCAUGUUUGAUAAGAUCGAGUACAGUAACUUUGGAGGACAGAACCGAGGGCGACUGAAUAUCAGAUACAUCAACCAUCCAUUCGGAGUCGUUGUUCACGAAGAUUAUGUGUACUUUUCGGACUGGAAUUCCCGUUCCAUCAACCGCGUGCGGAAGUCUGACGGCGGAGACGAAAGAACGAUCCGGCGCGGGAUUCAGCAGCUGAUGGAAGUCCGAGUGUUUGAUCCGGCCAAGCAGAGCACAAGUCAAACCUUGUGUACGAUGAACGGUGGAACUCGGAACGACUGUGACCAGUUCUGCUUCACGGUACGGUACAACCAGCGCAAGUGUGGGUGUGGCUACGGCUACACUCUGGACGCCAACGGUAGAACCUGCAACCCGGAUCCCUCCAACCAACCUCCAACCUCACAGUGUCUCAGCAGUUUUUCCUUCCCCUGCUCCAAUGGGAGGUGCAUCUACCGGUACUACCGCUGUGAUGGGGAUGACGACUGUGGAGAUGGGUCUGAUGAAGAAGGCUGUGGAACAGAGCACACCUGUUCACCCCUCUCCUUCCACUGCGCCAAUGGAAACUGCAUCUCUCGCCGCUGGCGUUGUGACAAUGAUGAUGACUGCGGCGAUGGUUCGGACGAGGCGAACUGUACCGUAACGUCCUGCAGGAGCGGCCAGUUCACCUGCGACAACGCCAGAUGUAUCCCUGAAUUCUGGCGCUGUGAUUCUGACAACGACUGCGGGGACGGUUCUGAUGAAAGAGACUGUCAGGGGAUAACCUGCCGUGCAGACCAGUUCACGUGUGACAACGGUCGCUGUGUCCCACAGUCCGCCGUGUGCGACGGGAACCCCCACUGUUCCGACGACUCAGACGAGAGGGACUGCGCCUUCUCGUGCUCACGUCAGGAGUUCGCCUGUGCAUCUGGGGACCAGUGCGUACCGAGCUACGGUCGGUGUGACGGACACAUGGACUGUCGCGACAGCUCAGACGAACAGGACUGUCCAUCCCGCCCCCCGGAUGGUUGCCUUGCAAACGAGUUCCACUGUACGACGGAGCAGGAGUGUAUCCCUGCGCGCUGGGAGUGUGACGGACACGCAGACUGUGUGGACGGGUCUGAUGAACACACCUACUGUCCUCCAUUCACGUGCAGCCAGUACCAGUUCCAAUGUGAGACGGUGAAUCGCUGCAUCUCUCGCUGGUGGGUGUGUGACGGAGAUAACGACUGUGGGGACAUGUCAGACGAACAGGACUGUCCGACGCCGUCCUUUUCGUGCCUGUGGGGCCAGUGGCAGUGUGUCGGGGUGGACGAGUGCAUUCAAUACGGGCAGGUGUGUGACGGCACGGAGGACUGCUCCAAUGGUGCAGAUGAGGGACCCUGCAACCCAGAUGUCUGCCAUGAGGGUAAUGGCGGCUGCAGUGACGUGUGUGUAGCAACCGUGUUUGGAGCGCAGUGUGAGUGUAACGUGGGCAGGCAACUGGUCCAGAACAGCACCAAGGUUUGUGAAGAUAUAGAUGAAUGUGACCCCCCUGGACACUGCAGUCAGAUGUGCACCAAUCUACCUGGCUCCUUCAAGUGUGAGUGUGACGACGGCUACCAACUUGAGCCUGACCAACGUACCUGUAAGGCUACAGAUGACAGCCCUCCCUACUUGAUAGUGUCCAGUCGUUACUACCUGUACCUACACAACAUCCGUUCCGGGGAGUACCAGAGGGUCCUGUUUGGUCAGCGUUACAUCAUCGGCACGGAUUUCGACACCCAGGAGGGAAGAUUGUACUGGGGCGACUCCACCGCAAAAACAAUCAGCUCGGCUUUCUUCAAUCAAACCGACGAACAAGAGAUCAUCAGCAGUGGCCUGCAGGUACCAGAAGGUGUGGUUGUGGACUGGGUGGGGAGGAACCUGUACUGGGCAGACUAUGGGCUACAGACUAUAGAAGUGUCAGACCUGGCUGGCAACAACCGUGCGGUCCUGUUCAACCAGAAUGUCACCUACCCACGGGGCUUGGCGAUAGACCCACGUGACAGUUACCGGCUGAUGUUCUGGACAGACUGGGGCCAGAACCCCAGGAUCGAGCGUGCAGGGAUGGACGGUAGUGGACGGACCACUAUCCUGACAGAGAAACUCUACUGGCCAAAUGGUCUGGCCAUCGACUUCCCCACCCAGAGACUGUACUUCGCCGACGCCAGGCUGGAUUAUAUCGACUUCUGUAACUACGAUGGGACGGGGCGGAGACAGGUGCUCGCAAGUAACCAGAUCAUACAACACCCCCACUCCAUCACCAUCUUUGAGGACAUGGUGUACUGGUCAGACCGGACUGCCAACAAGGUUUAUGGGGUGAACAAGUUUGACGGGACCCAGAACCAGACCACAGCCAUACGGUAUCUCUAUGGACCCCUGGACCUGCACGCUUACCAUCCUGUCAGACAGCCUCAUGGCAACAACACCUGUUUCAACAACCCGUGUUCCCACCUCUGUCUGCUCUCAUCGGUGGAAGAGAUGGGCUUCAAGUGUGUCUGUCCCACAGGAGCCAGGCUGAACCCUGACCAACGGUCUUGUGACACUUCUGUGCAGCCAUUUGUGCUGUAUGUUCAGAUGAAUUCCAUCAAGGGAGCCAUGCUGGACCCUACCGACACGGCUACCAACCCCAUCACACCUAUCACAGGGCUGCGGAGUGGGUACGAUGUUGAUUUUGAUGAUGAGGAGGGAUACAUCUACUGGGUGGAGAGAAACAACUACACAAGUACCUCCAUACAUCGUGUGAUGCUGGACGGACGAAACCGCACGGACUUCGUCCCGUACGCGUACGUCGGCUACCCGCACGCCAUCGCUGUAGACUGGGUCGGCAGGAACAUCUACUGGUCCAAUCCGGCCAGGUUCACUAUUGAAGUCAUGCGGAUGGACGAGGAUGCUCCUCACCGGAAAGUUCUCAUCGCCAUGGCAGGAGAGGACACUACAACAGUCGGACUGGUCAAUGCCAUUGCACUGGACCCUGUCAAUGGAAAAAUGUACUGGGCAGAUCGUGGAAACGAAGGCACCAUCCCUAAAAAGAUCGCGAGUGCCGAUCUGGACGGAACUAACCGGGCGAACCUCAUCCUGGACCGGGUGGACCAUCUGGACUUCAUCGCUGUGGACAUACCAGCCCAGAAACUGUACUGGACAGAAACUCAUUACGGAACAGUGGAAGUUUGUACUAUCACAUCCCAGGGUACUGCAUGUAAUGACAGGCGUGCGUUAGUCAGUGGUCUUGCCCAUCCUAGAGGCCUGGCUAUCUACGGAAACUAUCUCUACUAUGGAGAUUUGAGUUACGAGGUACUAGAACGUGUGGACAAGGCAGACGGUCAGAACAGGGUUACCCUGAGGAACAACCUCGCUCAGAUUCAUGCUGUCAAAGUGUACGCCAGGGAACAUGUUCCAGCCACCAGGCAGAUGUGUAAUAGGAACAAUGGGAACUGUCAGCAGCUGUGUUUCAACAAGCCGGGUUUCACCAAAGUCUGCGGCUGUGGGACUGGCUUCACUCUAGCCUCGGAUGGAACCACAUGCCAAGCUCAGACAUCGUUCUUGGUGGUCUCACAGUACGGCGUGAUUCGUGCCAUCGGCCUCUCGUCCAGUCAACACGAAGAUGCCAUGGAACCAAUCGGAAACACAGGAAGGGGACAGUCUAUAGGAGUACACAUGAGCCAGAGUCUUCUGUUCUUUGGUUACCAGAACAGAGGAAUCUGGAGGAUCAAACCUAACAUCGACUCUAGGCUGAAGAUCAUUAUAGAGAGCGGGAUCGGAACACAGGGAGUGCCUAGUGUAGCCAUUGACUGGCUCGCAGGAUACAUGUAUUUUAUAAACGUUCAAGACUUGGAGACAGUGAUCGAAGUUGCCAAAACCAGCGGCAGCUACAGGAAGGUUUUGAUCAAGAGUGUUGAGGACUCCCCACGGUCCAUCGCAGUCAACCCCAUCAAAAGGUACUUGUACUGGGCAGACACUGGCCAGACUCCGGCCAUCGAGAGGUCACUACUGGAUGGAACUAACCGGACAAUACUGGUCAGGAAUGGUGUUGUUCAGCCUGCUGACUUGACCAUUGACAUGGCAACGCACAAUGUUUACUGGGUGGACACGAGGGCUGACUCUAUCCAGCGAAUAAGCUGGAAUGGUGGUAGCCGAACAGUCAUCCGAAGUGGCCGCAACUUGCCUGCUCCAAUCAGUAUCGCCAUCUAUCAGUCCAGCAUGUAUUGGCUUGACCGCAAUUUGAGGACGAUUUACCGCGCCAGCAAGGAACCAAGCACGGACCCUGCUGAAGAGAUUCGCACUGAUAUGCUAAAUCUUCAGAGAAUCCGUGUUUUUGACUCAAGUGUUCAGCCUGCAGAUAACACCAACCCGUGCCAGACCAAUAAUGGCGGCUGUGAGCAGCUCUGUUUCGCCAUGCCUGACUCCACGACUCCCGUGUGUGCCUGCGCUUACGGCAUGCUGAAUUCAGACAACAGAAGGUGUGAUGACGUGUCGGAUUACCUCAUAUACGCUGCGGGAGGAGAAGUUCGCAGCCUCCAUCUUGAACCGUCGGCGACCUCCCUGCCGUUCGAGCCAGUCGGAAGCGGACAGCUCCAGCUCAACGGCUAUCUGGACUUCGACGCAGCAGACAACCGAAUCUACAUCACUCAGUCUGGUACUGAAGGUCGAAAAAUCAGCUAUAUUAACCUGAACACAGCCGGUGGAACUGACCCUGUUAUCCUGGAUAUCAUCACAGAAGGGCUGCGCUAUCCCACAGCGAUAGCCUUUGACUGGGUCGCCAAGAAAAUCUACUGGAGUGACGGUUACCCCUACAAGAUACAGUCUGCUAAUGCUGAUGGGAGCAGCAAAGUAGACAUUGUGACUGGCAUUAAUUAUGUUUAUGCCUUAGCUCUGGAUCCAUGUAGAGGGUACCUUUACUGGACCCAGUAUGGGGGGAUUCAGAGGGCGAGCAUGGGGGGUAACAACAGGACAACACUUGUCCCAAACACUGGUUUGGCUUACGGACUGGCUCUGGACUUUGAUGAAAACAAGCUCUACUUUUCCGACUUGUAUGGGGAUACGAUUGAGAGGGUGAACAUGGAUGGAACCGGGCGUGAGACUGUCAUCACAUCGAGUCAGGCGCCCAACGGUAUCGCGAUUAGCGGGUCAUACAUCUACUGGACUGACUCCAGCAUACGGGCCGUCCUUCGUGCCGAGAAACACACCGGAGCCAACCAGAUCCGCAUGGUGCAGGGUCUGACCGGUUUCAUCCGGGACAUUCAUGUCUUCUCAACCUCCAGCCAACAGUGCUCCAACAAUCCGUGUGAAAAUAACAAUGGCGGCUGCAGCCACUCGUGUCAUCCCGCGCCCAGCGGCGGAACGGAAUGCGCCUGUCCCAACGACGGCAACUACAAACUGGCCAAUGGCGGCAAAGACUGCGUCCCUGCCAACAGCACCUGCAACGAGCAGUGGCAGUUCACCUGUCAGAACGGCAGGUGCAUCCCGCAGCGAUGGAAAUGUGACAUUGAUAACGACUGUGGGGACAACUCAGAUGAACUCCCCAGAGUCUGUGCUGACCAUACGUGCCAGGCGACAGACUACACCUGCAACAACAAGCGCUGCAUUCCAGCGUAUUUCAGGUGCGACCACGACAACGACUGCAGGGAUAACUCUGAUGAAGCCGACUGUGAGUACCCUGACUGUGGGGAUGGUGAGUUCACGUGUGACAGCGGUCGCUGUAUCCCUGAAAUACAGCGCUGUGACGGGUACAACCACUGUCGCGACAACACCACCUCUGAUGAGAUCAACUGUCCACCAAGCACCUGCCGUCCCAACCUUAUAAAGUGCUCCACGACCAACGUUUGUAUCCCCCGCUUCUGGCUCUGUGAUGGUGACAACGACUGUGGCGACAACUCGGAUGAAACACCCACCUUCUGCUUGGCUGCCACCUGCAGUGCGAGUGAGUUCCCGUGCUCCAGCGGCCGCUGUCUCCCUGCCAGCUGGCACUGUGAUGGAGACAACGACUGCGGGGAUAACUCUGAUGAACCAGAAGAUGUCUGUUCCAAUCCUGACAGAACAUGCUAUGGUGACCAGUUCACCUGUGACAACGGGCGCUGCAUCCCGGGCAGAUGGGUCUGUGACAACGACAACGACUGUGGGGACAUGUCAGACGAGGAUGAGCGCCACAAUUGCGAUGAAAGACCCUGUGGGGACGGCUACUUCACCUGCUCACAUCCCGCAGCUAAUCAGCGCAGGUGCAUCCUGCAGAGGUUUGUUUGUGACGGAGACUCAGACUGUCCUGAUGCAGAGGAUGAACAUCAGAACUGCACCCGUCGGACGUGUCUGGAGGAUGAGUUCACCUGUGAUAACGGGCUGUGCGUCAGCAGCGGGUCCCGCUGUGAUCAUUACAACGACUGUGGAGACCACAGCGACGAGAGUAACGACUGCAGCUACCCCAGCUGUAACCCCCAGUACCAGUUCACCUGCCAGAACGGCCGCUGUAUCCCGACACGGUGGACCUGCGACGGAGACAACGACUGUUUCGACGGGUCCGAUGAGCUGGACUCACUUUGUGUGACACAAAUGCCGACCUGCCCACCUAACCAGUUCAUGUGUAACAGUGGUCAGUGUAUUGCCAACAACCUUGUCUGUGACGGCCGCUACGACUGCCCUGACAACAGUGAUGAGGCCCACUGUGGUAUAAAUGAGUGUCAGAACCCAGCAGUGAGCCAGUGUGAACACAGAUGUGUGGACACACAGACCAGCUAUCGCUGUGUGUGUAACACUGGAUACGUCCUUAUGCCUGAUGGAAAGGCCUGUUCAGAUAUUGAUGAGUGUACAGACACACCGUGGGUGUGUAGUCAGGGCUGUGAGAACACUCCCGGCUCCUACAUCUGUAAGUGUGGAGAUGGUUACCUGAGGGAACCUGACGGUUCCACCUGCAAACAUACCGCAACUGUGGAGCCCUACCUUGUCUUCAGCAAUAGAUACUACAUCAGAAACCUGACAGUGGACGGAAGCAGCUACAACCUCGUCAAGCAAGGACUGACCAACGCUAUCGCUAUGGACUAUGACCUUCAAGAACAGCGGUACUACUAUUCCGACCUGGGCACAAACCUGAUCAAACGCAUGUUCAUGAACGGUACGGGAGAGGAAACAGUCAUCGAUCAGAACAUUCCACUGGUGGAGGGGAUGGCUGUAGACUGGGUUGGAAGGAAGCUGUACUGGAACGACAGGAGGAUGAAGAAGAUGUUUGUGUCGGAGCUGAACGGGAGGUCCCGCAGGACGCACCACCAGGGCUGCAUCAGCAAGAACAACACUGACUACUGCAUGCAGGAGCCCAGGGCGCUGGCUGUGGAUCCAAAAGAAGCGUACAUCUACUUCACAGACUGGGGUUACCGUGCGUACAUCGGCCGGAUCUCGGCAGACGGGACACAGAAGGAGGUUCUGAUCACGGAGAAGGUCAGCUGGCCCAACGCCCUGACCAUGGAGUACGCCACCGGCAGGCUGUUCUGGGCAGACGCUCAUCUGGACUUCAUCGAGUUCUGUAACAAAGAUGGCAGUAACCGUCACACCAUCAUUGGCCCCGCGGCUGACGGCACGGCGCCCCACCCUUUCGCCAUGACGCUGUUUGAAGACUGGAUCUACUGGACAGACUGGAACACCAAGACCGUGGAGAAGGCUCGCAAACUGAACGGAACCGAGAGAACCACCAUGGUCAACACCGUCCACCGGCCUAUGGACAUCCACAUCGUCCAUCCACAGAGACAGAUGCCAUUUGUGAACCCGUGUGGAGACAACAAUGGCGGGUGUUCCCACCUGUGUCUGAUGUCCCCGGAGAGGAGAGGCUACACCUGUGCCUGUCCUGACAACUUCAACCUGGGCUUUGACAGGAGAACGUGCAUCGCCAACUGUGCAGCUAACCAGUACCGCUGUGCUGACAAUGAUCGCUGUAUCCCUGACCUGUGGAAGUGUGACGGGGAGGAGGACUGUAGAGACGGGUCGGAUGAACCGGACAGCUGUCCACCGCGCCAUUGCCCAGCGGGUACUUUCCAGUGUACUAACCUGAACUGUACCUAUGCCUACUACCUCUGUGAUGGGGAUGAUGAUUGUGGGGAUGGCUCGGAUGAAGAUCUCAACUGUGAUGACCGUCCGUGCAACCCCGGUCAGUUCAAGUGUAACAACAACCGCUGCAUCGCGCAGGCCUGGCGCUGUGAUGGGGACAACGACUGUGGAGACAACAGUGAUGAGGACCAGGAGUACUGCAGUACCCGUACAUGCGCCCCCGGCCAGUUCACCUGUGGUAACGGCUUCUGUAUCCCCGACACCUGGGUGUGUGACUGGGAUAACGACUGUGGAGACAACAGCGACGAACCUGCUGAGACUUGCCGCACGGAUCCUCAGUACCAUUGUGACCCGCAUAACGACUUCUCCUGCCGUACAAACUACCGCUGUGUGCCAACCUGGGCCAUGUGUGACGGAUUCAACGACUGCAGAGACAACAGUGACGAGGCUGAUGACCUGUGCCAGUCCAUGACGUGUGCACCAGGAGAGUUCCGCUGUGACAACCAUCGCUGUAUCCCCGAGCGCUGGCACUGUGACUAUGACAAUGACUGCGGGGACAGAAGUGAUGAAACUGGCUGUCCUCCGCGGGAGUGCAGUGAGAGCGAGUUCCGCUGCGGGAACGGGCGCUGUAUCCCGGGCAGGUGGAUCUGUGACCAUGACAACGACUGUGGCGACCAAUCAGACGAGCAGUCGUGCGAGGUGAUGAGUUGUGCUCCUGACCAGUUUGAGUGCCAGAGUGGACACUGUGUGGACCAGAGGUUUGUGUGUGACGGUGACCGUGACUGUCGGGACUCCUCGGACGAGUUCAACUGUCCCACGAGAUACCCAGACGGUAGCUACUGCCCAGCUAACAAGUUUGAGUGUGACAACACCAUCUGUAUCCCCAAAACAUGGCGCUGUGAUGGGGACGACGAUUGUGGGGACGGGUCAGAUGAAACCAUGCAGAUUUGUUACCAGAUUGACUGUCCAGAGGAGACUCGCUUCAGGUGCAGCAAUGGUCCGUGCAUCCCUCGCUGGAAACUCUGUAACCUCAGGGACGACUGUGGAGACGCUAGCGAUGAAAACAACCACACCAUAUGCCAGCCAACUCGACAGAACUGCAGAGAUAAUGAGUUUAAGUGUGAGAACCACAACUGUGUGUCCAGCACUAAACUGUGCGACAAUGCUGACGACUGUGGAGACAUGUCAGAUGAGUACGGCUGUAACAGUAACAAUGAGGAGAGGAAUGAGUGUACAGAUGGAGACCAUGGAUGUGAGAGGAACUGUACAGAUAUCCAGGGUGGUUAUGUCUGCUCUUGUGGACCUGGGUAUACCAUAUCAGCUGUGGACAGCAGGUCUUGUGGAGACGUGAAUGAGUGUGAGGUAUUCGGCAGCUGUCCUCAGGGCUGCAGGAACAACAAGGGGUCGUUCCGCUGUGUGUGUUCCCGCGGCUUCAGACUGGAGGGUGCUGAUGUGCCUGUCUGUAAGGCUGCCGAUGGAGAGGCUAAGUUUGUAAUUUUCAGCGACGGCCCGGAAAUGAGGCGGUAUUACCCUGAGGGAGGCAACAUUGGAGAGUACAACGACCUGAUUAUCGGGGAACGGCGAAUCAAGGCCCUCGAUUACGACUACAACUACGCCACCAUGUCCAGUCGUAGGCGCAGGGAUGUUACUGAUGGUAGUGCAGGUCUUGUGUACUUCACUGACACCUCCUCAAAGACCAUCAAGCGUGCAUCCCUCCCCACGGACCCCGCCCACCUUGGUAUCACCCAGGACCUGGGCAUCUCCGACCUGUCCGAGCCUGACGGCAUCGCUGUGGACUGGGUCUCUGGCCUUCUGUACUGGACUGAUGCUGGCACCAAUAAGAUUGAAGUGUCCAUGCUGGACGGUCGCUACAGGAAGACCCUCAUCAGUAACAACCUGGACAAACCUGCAGCUAUCGCUGUCAACCCUGAGAAGGGUGUGAUGUACUGGACAGACUGGGGGGCUGUUCCGAAGAUCGAGCAGGCGUGGUUGAACGGGGAGCAGCGACAGGUGGUGGUCGGCACGCAGCUCGGCUGGCCGACCGGGCUGACCAUCGACUACAUGAACAACCACCGUGUGUACUGGUGCGACGCCAAGGAAAAUGUCAUCGAGUCCAUCAACUGGGACGGGACAGACAGACAGAUGGUUCUCAGUGGAGCUCUGGAGAAUCCGUUCCGACUGGAUGUGUUUGAGGGAGAGCUGUUCUGGACCACCCAGACAACAGGGAACAUCUACCACCAGGACAAGUUUGGCCGAGGGGUGAAAGUCCUGCUGCAGUCAGGAAUCAACCUCCCCACAGACAUCAAGAUCCACCAGAAACUCAGAUACGACCAGGAAGUGAACACCAGGUGUAAGGAGAAUGUUUGCAGUCACAUGUGUCUACAGAUCCCAGGUGGAUAUCGCUGUGUGUGUCCGGACGGGUCAGACUUCUUACCUGACAGCCAGACACAGUGUGAUGCAGCUAUUUCGGAGCCCAUCGACCCCCCUCUUGUCUGCUCCUGUGUGAAUGGAGGAGUCUGUGUCAUCAGCCAGGGAAUACCCAAGUGCAAUUGUCCUAAGGGAUAUCUGGGCGAUAACUGUGAGCUGGGAGCCUCCAGCAGUGGACCACCGGGAGGAGCAAAUGUUGCUGCAGUUGUUGUUCCCCUGCUGCUGAUCCUGAUCAUAGUUCUGGCUAUUGUUGGUUUCUUCUACUACAAGAGAAGAGGAGGGACCUUGCCCCAGCUGCCCCAGUUUUCUGAUAUCCAGCUGCCCAGGCCGAAGAUGCCUGACAUGGGUGGCUUCGGUUUCAGCAAACUGCCUCGAUUCUCUGACCUUCCCAAGCCCAAUGUCAAACUGCCAUGGCUCUUCAAGUCAGGGGUAAUAGGAGGUAACGGCACCACAGGAGGAAGUGUGUCAUUCCGAGAUGGAACAAAUGUGGAGCUGGGCACACCAUCCUACAUGGGCUACGACGAUCAGGAGGCACUAGGGCCGCCAUUGGACGGGAUGGGCGGGGAGAAACCACCAAUCACGUUCUCCAACCCGAUGUACCAGGAGGCGGAGGGGGUGAUGGUGGAGGCUGGGCCUCUGCCGGAGAAAACCGGCCUGCCCGCCGACUCCCCGGUCGCCCCUCCCCGGACCCAGCACGCCGCGUCCCCGCCCCCCGCCAGCCCCCCUCCCGCGUACUCGUCCCGCGAGACCAGUCCCGUCGUGGACCGGGAGGACGACAAGGCGGGGCUGGUGAGCGAGGCAUGAUGGGAAGGGAAGGAUUACGUCUCCGAUGAUGCCAAUGCUUGCUGUAUAAUCAGUGUUACCCAUGACACAAACCCCACACCAUAAUUCACUUUUAACCCUUGUCCUGCUGGAAUUUUUUACACAAUAUAUUUCCAGAUAAUUUGAUGUCAUACAUGUAGACCCUUGACUUUUUUUGCCCCGUGGUGGCGGUGUGAUGCGUUGGACUAGAAAUAUCCCCAAAUCGUACACAUACAAGGGCUCUAUAUAGAUAGUACUGUAUGUACAACCCAUAUAUGAGCUCUGCAGGACAAGGGUUUUAAAAACAGGUUAUUUUUUGUGAUGCCUCGGGGAAGAGGCUUUUUGGCUUUCCUUUUACACUGUGUGGGUAACAAGUUCUAAGCAAUACUUGUUUUUGGUAAGAAUGAAUCUAGGAAGAGGUCUCAAAACCUACUGAUGUACGUAAUUUGUUUUUGACUUUGGAGUUCUAAAGAUGCAUGUUUUUGGUGUUACAAUGAUUUUUUCAUCUGUCUUGAAGAGUGAGUUUUCUGUGAGGACCAAAUUCAAAAGUUUUCAUCUUCACAAAAAGCAACACUGUUCAGAAUUCAGAUUAGACUACAAGCUCUAUUUCCACAAUAAUAUCAUCAGUUAUGCUGCCAGAGUUUUUGACUUGCACACUUCAUGAAACAUUCCCCAAAUAGUGCUAUCAUUCCAAAAUAUUGGUCAGAACAUUCCAGUCAUUCAAGAAAAACAAAACUGCCUAAAAAAAAUUACUUUGAAGUUGACACAAUCAAACUGUGUGCAGUAAAUGCUGAUGAGGUGUAGUAAUAGCCAUAGGGCUUGGCAUUUUUUUUUGGCAUACAAAAAUGGCAUUUUGAGGCUUUUAACUUCACAUACAUUGGAGCUGGAGCUAUGGAGCUGAGAUCACACUGUGGUUGACCUUCAGCCCAAUUUCUUGAUCGCUGAAGGUCACCAAAUUUUACAAUCGAUAGGCGGUUAAUAUGAUUAAAUCACUUAUUCCAUAGACUACCAACUACAAAAAUCAGUAUCAAAAUCCAUUUAGUUGGUCUGUUUACAAAAGUAUCAAGAACUGCUGGCAAAAAAUAUACUAGGAAGAUUUCAUUAUGCAUACAAAUCAUAGGACCUGGUAUACUAUACUUCAUACUAUUGACAUAUCCACUAAAAUUCAACAUCUAAUUUGCAUAUUCCUGCUAGCACUAUAGAAACAAGAGUGCCCCAAUCUCACUACAUGUAUUAUCCAAAAUGGUGACUUUUAUUCAGAAAAUAUCAUGAUGAUAAGAGAUGAAUUUAAAUGCAGUAUGAUACAUAUAAAGAUUUAUAUACGAAUAUAUCCACCCUGCCAAAGACAUUUUAACUAAAGUUGUCAAUUCAAACAAAUUGCAAUCAACUUUUAUGAAAGUCAAAUUAUACUUUAAGUAUAAUUUAAGAGCCAUAUCUACCAAAAAAUUUCAUGCUUGACAAUUUUUAUUAGAAACUAUCGAUGGACCAAAUGAAGCAUGUGAAUAUGUUAAUUGCAGAAUUGAAUAUUUUUAUAAUAAAUAUCAUAAGAGAAUUGUGUGGACAA
This is a messenger RNA of Branchiostoma belcheri (Belcher's lancelet), 15677 nucleotides long. RefSeq names its product low-density lipoprotein receptor-related protein 2-like. Gene Ontology annotation, molecular function: protein binding; calcium ion binding. The record is from RefSeq and is a predicted model, not a curated record. Lineage: Eukaryota; Metazoa; Chordata; Leptocardii; Amphioxiformes; Branchiostomatidae.